AUGCAGUUCACAACCAGCCUCAUUGCUCUUCUUGCUGCAGCCAGCGCCAGCGCCAUGCCUGGCUCCAGCAAUCUGCUCCAAGCCCGCCAGGCAGUCUGCACAGUCACUGUGCAGUUCUUCAACGGCGGCUGCAAUGGAACUCCGGUCGGGCUUCCCCAGAUAUUCGCCCAAAGCACCAGUGGGGGAUGUAUCAAUAUCAGUGGUACAGCCCCGCGAGGAGCGCCGGAUUUUGCCGUGCUACAGAACAAUGCUACAGUCGACGUCCGUCUGUAUGCCAACGAUGUUUGCGAUGAGAACGACCCUUUCCUCGGCCAUGUCGACAUUCGCCGCGGUACUACAUUUGACUGUUCUCACCUGGAGAGAGGCGUCCAAUCCAUCAGGUGGCUGGUGUAGUGGCAUAGGUCAGAAGAUAUGGGGCUUUAUGACGCUCUAGAGGAAAUGACCUCACGGUCGGUGGUGGCAAAGGAGGAAUAUUUCCUUGACGUAUUGUUUGCUGUGCUUCAAUGCUUGUAUCCUACGCUCGUUUACAUACGUAAC
This is a messenger RNA of Truncatella angustata, 537 nucleotides long. RefSeq lists its product as uncharacterized. The transcript has 2 exons. Bases 1 to 393 code for a protein of 130 amino acids. Lineage: Eukaryota; Fungi; Ascomycota; Sordariomycetes; Amphisphaeriales; Sporocadaceae. The record is from RefSeq and is a predicted model, not a curated record.